This is a messenger RNA of Plutella xylostella (diamondback moth), 2436 nucleotides long. RefSeq lists its product as uncharacterized. The record is from RefSeq and is a predicted model, not a curated record. NCBI's taxonomy places the organism in Eukaryota, Metazoa, Arthropoda, Insecta, Lepidoptera, Plutellidae.
AUGAUUAUGGGCAAAACCAAAACUGAAUAUGGUAUUGCAGAGGGUGUGAUAUACCCGAGCAUCCCGGGCUCUUUGCUCAACUGCUACCGCGGGGGUGAGGGCGGGGGCGCGGGGCCGGCGCUCGGGGCUCCGAGGCGCCUCGACGUCUUCCUCUCGCUGCUGAGGAAACUUGAGGACAACUCGCAGCUGGAUAUGAGGCUGUUUAGUGCUGCGUUGUUGAGGAGUUUACGCCUAGACGGCAUCGAGCAAGCGGCGAAUCCAGUGGAAACGGAAUUCGUGACCCCAUACCGAGCUUCAGCGUUUCAGUUCCACAAGUACAAGCUUCUAAUGGACCUGUUCAUACCGGGCCAGAACGUUCUAGAAGUGGAUGAGAUUCUGACAACGCAUGAGAAGUGUCUGCUGCACCGGAUGAUGAGUUCCACGGUGCACCGCUGGGAGAGAGGCGACGAGAGUACCUCCUGCCCUGUGUCUGUUGAGUUGACGCAGCGGCUGAUGAGUAAUAAUAGUGAUAGAUUACCCAGCAGAUGUCCCAUCGAAGAAGGAGUUAUCCAAACAAAAUGGGGCACAAUAUCACCAGGCACGGUGGUGGCAGCCAUCGCCGCAUCCCUCGAGUCUCAAAGAGUGCUAGUUACAGAUAUCCUCAAUGCAGACGUGUUUAAGGCAGGUCUGGCUGAACCUAUCAUGGAUGCUACGAAUGGGGAAUGGGACGUUGAUAUUGAAACGUUGCAUACAGUGAGACAGACGCCCGGCCUCGCCACCGCUGAUAUCAGCAAUUUGUGGGCCGCUACUCUUGCCGGUGACUUGGCAGAAGUGGCAGUGAACCAAGGCCCGCUGGUGGGGUCGGCGUCCCAGAAAAUGGUCGUCGGCAGCAAUAAUAAAUGGAACGACACACUUUUGCCGAGACACAAUUUCUUGCUCAUACAUAAUACAUCGACCGUCGAUUGGCACUAUACCGAUGCUGAAAUAUUAGCUGGAGUUGAUGGCCUCAUUCUAGCUCAACACGUACCGAAAUGGGUAAGCCAACGGGGUUCGCUAAGAUUAUCACAAGUGUUGGACAUGUAUUACUCCAACCAAGGGUCCGCUUUCGACCCCUCAGUGAGAGCUUGCAACCGCCAGGCUCUGUUCAGCGGUAUACUGGACCAGUCAGUACUGAGCGCAGAAACUAAGAACUUUGCCAGUGUGCUGGCGCUGAGUCAGGGCACUGUGUACAUGCAGGUGGAUGAACUGGACAGGAUCUGUGAGGCCGCUGUCGCAGCCUUUGUGAAUUAUUUUCCGACGGUGCUAACCCAGUCCCACCGCUCCUGCCCGGGCGGCGGCGGCGGCGCGGCGCCCCGCAGCGUAGUGGACCUGGUGGUCGCCACCGACGGCUCCUGGGCAGGGUAUGACGUGCACCAGAUGCUGUCAUGGAUCGGUGAGGAGUUGGAAGUGGGAUUCGAACGAGGUUCCAUAUCACUCCUACAUGGAAACACUGGAAACUGGAUAGCACCGCCAUCAAGCAAUUUAUCUGCUUUGUUUGAACAUUUGAGCAACUUUAGUGAUCCAUGGCCGGAUCGUCUUAAUUUACCAAAUGUGAUGUCAACGGUACUUCAAUAUUCAAUGAAUAAAUCCCUUUCGGAGGCUGAGACGGAAGCGACCGUGGCUCCGAGCACAGUCGUGCUCAUCAUCAGCCCCAGCGACACUCCUUCCGACACUGAAGUGGACCGCGCCCGGGAUAUAUUCCUUUCCCUUCGACAAAGUUACUUCGAUGUGUAUUUCGCCUAUGUAGCGCGGGACUUGACCGCAUUCGAGAACAUAAACACAGAAUAUUUGGACUACUCCGAACUGUUUAUAAAGACUGAUCGCGGUACCGUUCGAGAUACCAUCAGUGCGCUUGGUACGGACCUAAUAAACGCUGCAAUUCCAAAAAGAAUCAUCGGCGCCCACUGCGAGGUCAAUGAAACAGUUUAUAAACAAGUACCGUAUGAAGAUUUCGUGUUACCUCAAAGGGAGAACAAAUACCGAAUACAUUCCUAUUACAUGAGACAACAACCGGCCGUCGCCAUCACUGUUCGUAACAACGGCCAAGGUACUUUGCUGGCUUGCGAGUGGCGAGGAGCCGAGACAUCUCGGACCUGCAAAACUUUGGACGAACGGCAAACCUACACUUUCAACUUGACUGAUCCAUGUCCUUCCCAAGAUUUCUGCCCACCAAGUCAUUUCAGCAUUAGCGCAGUUUCAACUCAAAAUAUUUGUGCCAAUAACGACUGUCGACUUCCUCAGCAAGUUGGAUACUAUAUCACACAGGACGGCUUACGGUGUCUUGCCCUACGGAACAAAGCAAAAUCAUUGGUUGUACAGUGUGUAAAAAAAUAUUUGUUAUUUUUAGUACUGAUGGUUACUUAUUUAAUAUAGAUAGUAAAUUUAAUUUCUUACAAAAAUAUAAAUGAUCAUAAUUAA